This is a messenger RNA of Acyrthosiphon pisum (pea aphid), 3125 nucleotides long. RefSeq names its product inter-alpha-trypsin inhibitor heavy chain H4. The transcript has 17 exons. The coding region runs from base 64 to 2556 and encodes 830 amino acids. The record is from RefSeq and is a predicted model, not a curated record. NCBI's taxonomy places the organism in Eukaryota, Metazoa, Arthropoda, Insecta, Hemiptera, Aphididae.
AUUUUACUUAGUUACCACUCAUCAGGCCGGGUGCAUUUGAAGUUAAACGUCCGACGCAACAGUAUGUUGUCCGUCUCGAUGUACUCGUGCACUUUCGUCGCCGCACUGCUGUUCUUAUUGGUGUUAGGUGCAGAGCAGUCCGGUGCUAAUGAAAUCGCCACAAAUGGAGACAUUUACAGUUUCGUCGUCCAUUCGAAAAUCAAGUACAGAUAUGCACAGACUGUUGUCUCUAGCCGCGUGGCCAACAAGAAAAACACUUCCCACGAAGUACAGUUCUACGUAACACUUCCAGAAUCUGCAUUUGUUUCUAAGUUUUUGAUGGAGAUAAACGAAAAAGUUUACGCAGCUUACGUUAAAGAAAAGAAAGAGGCCAAAGAAGAAUAUAUUGCUGCUGUUAACUCGGGUCAGACGGCUGCUCAUGUCGAGCAAAAUGCAAGAGAUUCAAAUAAGUUUACGGUUUCUGUAAACGUGGAAGCAGAAAGCAAAGUGACGUUUAAUCUCACAUACGAACAGUUGUUAAACAGGAAGUUGGGAAUUUAUGAAAAUAUAAUAAACUUACAACCCGGACAAGUUGUUAAAAACUUGCAAGUAAUAGUAGAUAUCGAAGAAUCUUCAGACAUAACAAAAUUGGAAGUGCCAGACAUAAAAACAGCAAAUGAAAUUGAAACUAAAAUUAGUAAAAACAAAUUGGCAAAAAUUACCCAUGAGUCAGGCAACAAAGUGACGAUAACGUGGAGUCCAACUGUUAAAGAUCAGAUAAAAUUUACGGAACGAGGUGUUAAAGGCCAAUUCAUAGUUCAAUAUGACGUAGAUCAUAAAUCAGCGCCAAAUCAAGUUCUUAUCGACGAUGGAUAUUUUGUUCAUUUCUUUGCACCAACAGAUUUGAAACCACUUAAGACUCACGUAAUAUUUAUACUUGACGUUAGUGGCUCUAUGAAUGGACAGAAGAUAACACAAGUAAAAGGAGCUAUGAGUCAAAUUCUGUCAGAAAUCGAUUCCGAAGACUUUUUCACGUUGAUACUUUUUUCGAGUUUAGCUCAGAUUUGGACAAUAAACGCUACUCAAAAUACGUCAAAUUACUGGGACGAUAGAGGCAGGAACUUGAAUAAUUUUGAGACAAUGGGAGAAAACCAUUUUAUUUUCUCGGCAAACGAGCAGAAUAUACAAUAUGCAAAGAAAUUCAUUCAGGCCUUGGAACCGGAUAGCACCACAAAUAUGGAAGAUGCCUUGAACAAAGCUCUUUCGAUCGCCAAAUUGGGCAAAAUGCGUUUCAAAGAUAGUGCUAAAACACCAAAACCUAUUAUUGUGUUUCUGACCGACGGCGAAAUGAACGAAGGGAUUACUAAUCCCCAGGCAUUGAUGAAAUAUGUUUCUGAUAUUAACGUGGAUAAUUAUCCGAUCUAUAGUUUGGGAUUUGGCAAAGGGGCGGAUAUUGAAUUCCUUAAAAAACUUUCAUUAAACAACACCGGUUUCGCAAGAGUGAUUUAUGAAGCUUCAGAUGCGUCGUUACAAUUGCACAAUUUUUAUAAAGAAAUAUCUUCACCAGUCUUGUCCAACGUCACUUUCCAAUACGUUGAUACUCAGGUUGACAACGUUACUGUGACGAAAAAAUCAUUUAACCUAUUAUUUAAAGGUACAGAAUUAAUAGUAGCCGGAAAAUUGAAGGAAGGCGAAUUGCUUGAUUUUAACGGCACUUUGAAUGCCGAUUCCACUGAAGGGGAUUUCAAUGUUCCUAUCUCAUGUUUUGGUUUCCCAAUCGCUCCUCAUGACGCAUUUCCACAGACAAGAAGAAUAGGUCAUUUAGAAAAAUUAUGGGCGUAUUUGAACAUACAACAACUGAUGGAUAAAUAUGAAUUAAACAAGAACGAAAAUUCUGCGGAAAAAGCUAAAGCACUCGAACUAGCAUUAGAAUAUUCAUUUGUUACUCCGCUAACGUCCUUGGUCGUUGUCAAACCUAACGAUACAACUACAUUGGUGGCUACAGAGAAGAUCAAACCACUUAAUGAUGGAUUUAUUAUUCCACCUGGUUCGGGCUACAAUCAUCUACCACAGUUUAUACAAGGACGUGCAUCAGCACAGUCUUCUUAUUUAUUAUCACGAGGAAAUUUAUUAUCAGGACGUAAGAAUAAAUUAAGCCACUACAAAUAUAAAGGAAUCAUGAAUUUCGAAGAUGAAGAUGAUAUAUCUGCACAAUUUCUAUCGUCAUCUAUUUCAAGUAAUGUUUUUGGGGAUAGAGAUGAAACCACGACAACCUCAGCUGUUGAUUCUCCCGCUAUGAUAACAGGCGAAUCCAAUUCUACAUCGUUGCACGAUAUCAAAGAACUAGCAUGGUUGAGAGAUUCUAUUACAUUGAACUCAACUAAUAUAGUUUACCAAGUAUCGUUGAACACUAGUGGUCUAUCAUAUCAAAAUUGUACAACACCUAACCAAAUCGAUGGUAAUUGUAAACAUUUAAAAGACUGCGUUGUGGCUUCAAUCCUGAACUCAUUUGAUACAUACCUUUCACUGUUUUGUCCAAUAGAAACAUUGUAUGCUGGAAUUUGUUGUUUAGUGUAAAAUGUUUGAAUGUUCAUUUAUGUUCGACAUCAUCAUGAGUGCCACCUGAAAUUUAUACAGUCUUCAUUACUAUUUUAUUAUUAAUAUUAGUUAUAAUAUAGUAAAAAAGUACAUUUAGUCAUUUAGAUAAAUAUAAAUUUCAAUUAAAUUUUUUAAAUGUAUCAAAUCAAAAUCGCGGAACUUAGAUCUGAUUAGCGAAUACUGAAUAGUGAUUGCAUGAAAUCAAAAAUCAAAAUUUUAAUUUGAUUUCUACAUGUCGAUAUUUUGUGUUUUCUGAUUAAAAUUUAAAAUAAUUUAUUGAUAUUAUAAUUUUAUGAUUUUUAUAUUGUUGCACAUUAUGGUUGUACAUAAGGUUUUUAUGUUGUCGCACAUAAGUUGUACGUAUUAUUGUUUUUAAUUAGUUUUUGACCAUCGUUUUUCUUUUUUUUUCAAUUUAAAAUAUAAAUUUUACAUUUUUAGGAAUUUAAUGUUGAUUUAUAUCUAGGUACGAGAAACCUGUCAUCGUUCGCGUGGCCGUGUAAUUUACCCAAAAAAAACGAAAUAUUAGUUAUUUAUUAUCUACACAUACA